Molecule: messenger RNA, 774 nt
Organism: Leopardus geoffroyi (Geoffroy's cat)
Lineage: Eukaryota; Metazoa; Chordata; Mammalia; Carnivora; Felidae
Gene: BANF2
Product: BANF family member 2
Exons: 5
Coding region: 449-721 (90 amino acids)
Molecular function (GO): DNA binding
Source: RefSeq, a predicted model, not a curated record
CGGAUGAAGCCCUGAGAAGAAGGUUGCUGGUGUUUGCGAUCAGAGGCUGUUGAGAUGCACAGGAAUGGCGGACCGGAUGUGAGAAGCCACCAACCGUGUCGGUCAGGAACUCCUAAACAUUUCUUGAACGAAUGAACAAACGAGCGAAUGAAUGAAGAACCCACAGAACCGUUUCCUCCACAAAACCUCUGGCUACAGUCCUCCUCCCCACCCUCAUGUCGAGGCCGCUCUGACACAACUGGGCACCAGAGUUCACUGGCAGAGUCUGUGUGCAGGAAUCACGACUCUUCGACUAUGAUAAAAACUUAGAAAAGGCCUAUGUCGCAAGGAAACUAAUGAGCUCCAUCUUUGGCAUGGAUCAGAAAAUUCCACCGUGGCGCUGACCGAGCUUAUGCCAACACAGAACUUUAAAGAAACCCCACAAUGAGAGCUAGGAGGAACAAAGAAGAUGAAUCACAUGUCUCCCAGGCUGAGAGCCUUCCUCUCUGAACCCAUCGGAGAAAAGGAUGUUGCCUGGGUGGACGGGAUCAGCCAUGAGCUUGCAAUCAAUUUGGUCACCAAAGGUUUCAACAAGGCCUACACCCUGUUGGGACAGUUCCUUCUGAUGCACAAGAAUGAAGCCGAGUUUCAGAAGUGGCUCAUUUGCUGUUGUGGCGCCACUGAGUAUGAGGCCCAGGAGAGUUCUAACUGUCUGAAGGAGUGGUGUUCCUGCUUCCUGUGAACACACAUCCCCUUGCUCUGAUGCCUGGGUAAACGACAUGUUCUGUACUGAUA